CCGAAAUUCAUUAGUGAAGGAAGUUGGGUAGACGUUAGCACAAGGAGGCGUCUGGGCAGACGGCUUCUUCCCCAUUAAAUUCCGACGCCUUUUCCCAGAACUCGGAAGUGGAGUCCCGGACGAAAGGGAAAUAUUAGCUAGGACGAAAGAUUCGGAACGUCGAGAAUCCGGUGAAUUUUCGGGGAAAAAGGUGUGUUUCGGUGGAGAAUGGGGAAGUCGGAUCUGAAAUCGGCGUUUCUCAUGGAGCAGAUGAAGCAGCACUUCGGUACAGACGAGGGUAAAUCACUAUGCAAGAAGAUCGGGCUCGUUUACCAGCUCAACAUCGCCCCGAAGAAAAUUGGCGUUGACGAAGAAAUUUAUGUUGUGGAUCUUAAAAAGGGAGAAGUGAAAAAGGGACCAUAUGAAGGCAAACCUGAUGUGACAUUUUCCUUCAAUGACAAUGAUUUUAUGGGCAUAGCCACUGGAAAGUUGAAUCCGCAAAUUGCAUUUAUAAGGGGUGCAAUGAAGAUCAAAGGCAGCUUGAGUGCUGCACAGAAAUUUACACCGGAUAUAUUUCCAAAACCCUCGAAGCUUUGAACAGUAUUAUAUUUAAGAAAUUUAUAUGGUUUUUAAUAAAGUGUACUUGCAGUUACUUUAUUCAUACGCUUCCUGCUGAGACCUGCAUCUAAUUUGUGAGGCAUAUAAAAUAUCCAAGGAAAAGGCAUAUUAGCAGAUGUAGGCUUGGCCUUACCAUUUGAUGUUGCUUGAAAAUCAAUGGAAUGCAAAGAUAUUCAUCAUCUAUAA
This is a messenger RNA of Nymphaea colorata (pocket water lily), 783 nucleotides long. Its product is annotated as sterol carrier protein 2. Bases 208 to 576 code for a protein of 122 amino acids. Gene Ontology annotation, cellular component: cytosol. The transcript has 4 exons. The record is from RefSeq and is a predicted model, not a curated record. NCBI's taxonomy places the organism in Eukaryota, Viridiplantae, Streptophyta, Magnoliopsida, Nymphaeales, Nymphaeaceae.